AUGUCCAAAAAAGCCAAGUACGUCUCCAAUAUAGACGCAGGAAUUUUGCAGCAACUAUCUGGAUAUUUGGAUGUUCUGGACAGGAAAGAGGAGCCAAAACCAGAGUCAUUGCAGAGUUUCUCCUCGUUCCUAGAAAAUUCUCAAAAUCUAAAUGCUCUUGUCCAAUCUUUCUCAUACUAUUCCACAGUGAAUGACCAUUCCGGUUUAUCGCAGACGUUACAAAAGCUUGUGAGGGUGAUUAGACUUGGAAUUCGCUAUCAAGAGCUUCAAAAACCAUGCUCUACGCUCAUACAGGAUAUCCUAUCAACUCACAAUAUCAAGAUUUUUUACAGAUGUCUUAAUAAUCAAAAAGGAGGAAUAACAAAUCCUGCGCUGAGGUUACUUUCGUCGUCAUUGGAGUUUAAAAAAGGAGCAUAUGUGGAUCUGUUUCUUGACAAUUUCGACCUAUCCCUCAAAGUGCUUCCUCAGCUUCUUAUUCCAACAAAAUCAGAAAUGGAAGAUCCAACAAAAUGCAGGACUAAGAGUUCCAUUCGCCACAACUUCAUUUUGUUCUGGACCAAUCUGUGUGCACAAGCCAAUCCCCUGACGAGAAAGGACUUGUUAUUAAAUAACAGGAAAAUUACCACAAACUGGACCAAGUACAUAGCAACUCACGACUCCCCCGACACGAUUAGACAAACACUCAAUUUCCUGGACAGGUACAUCAUAGAGGAACGCUCCUAUAAGAAGAUGACAAAGUGCAAGAUUUUCGGAGACUAUAUCCCCAAGAAACUUUUGGAAUUAUAUGGCGUCGAGGCCGUUCGCGACGAGGUUCAUGAGCUUUUAAUAAAGUUAUCAACAGAUCCCGAAGUGGGCCUUAUGUUUUCUGAUGACAGGAAUACUUCAGAUACGAGUGGUGUGCCUGUGUCAAUCGGAGAUCACACGUUUAAAAUCCAUAAUAAGUUGAUAUUCAGUCUGCUAGCAAGUUGCAAACCAUGGACUGAUGAAAAACAGCUGGAUCUGACUGUUUCUGUGCUUUCUGCAGUUCCUGAACUAGUUCCUUGCUAUAACUAUAACCUCUCGCAAACAAUCGGAGUUCAUGACCCCAAACUUUCCGGUUUAUAUAUCGCAGAGUCAUUACUUCUCACCAAAAUCAUCAGAUUACCGGUUGUUGAUAAGGUGCUACGGUCCGAUUCUCCAGCAUAUGUUCUUGUCGAGUACAUCUGUCCUAACUCGUUGAGAAGAACGUCUUUUUCAAAGGCCCUUUCAAGCGAUAUUGGUCUAGUGCGUCACAUUGGCUCACAAUUAAUAAUAGACGUAUUGCAGAAUCUCCAAAAACGUUAUCCGUAUAUCACGGGGGAUGUGAGAAACGAAGUUUUGGAAAUCCUCAUUACCCAACGCUUACCGGACUUCAGCUUAAUAGUUGGUGCUCUAAACGACUGCUACAAAUCUGAGCCAUACAAUAAGCUCUUGAUAGUCAAUUUAUUGAAAGUGUGUGAGUACUUCCAGGCUGUUCUCAACCAGACUGUGUCGAUGACCCUUCCUAAAAUGAACCUUGGACAAGAAGCCGAAUUCAAGGCUAUCGACCUCACGAUUCUUGAUAGCUACUUGAAGAUCAACUCGGAUUCUCAGCAAAGUAAGUGGUUCAAUUCUGGAACUGCAAAAAAUUCGAUGUUCACAACCAUUUUGCGACUGCCAUACCGGUCGAAGGAAUCUGAUAUGCGGACUAAGGUGGUGGGUGUUAUAUCAAACCUCAUCAGCUCGUCGCUAUCUUUUACUGACUGCAGGCAAGACAACUCAGUUUUGAUCACGCAAGCCUAUGCUUUAGUUUAUGCCUUAGAUCAGUUUUCUCGAUACGUGAAAAACGACAAUGACAUAGAUGCCGUUUGCAAAACCUUGGAUGAGGCCAUUUCCAGAGUCAUGAGAACGCCCUACAAGUACAUUGAUAUUUCGCGAGAAGUUGGAAGACCCGUGAGCCCGUUCUACGUGGCUGCCGUUGAACAGGCCAAGUUUGCAACCACCGACAAAGUGAAGGUCUGGGUUAAUUUGUUGACAAGGUAUAUGUUUUUAAUUGGAGAGCCCUUGGAUGGCAUGAAAAAGGUUCUGUUGAAGUAUUGGUGGGACGAUCGUUUGGAUUUUGACGAAUACGAGUCUUCGUUGAAGGAGUUUUGUUCUAAAUUUUACGCCGAUGAAGAUGUGCCAUUCUUUGAGAUGGUGGUCAAUUUCCCGAUACCCAAAUUGAAAAAAGCCAUCUCCAGCAGAGUUGCAAUGGCAGAUAUCGAUGCUAUUGCUCUCCUAAGAAGACUGCAACUACUGACUUCUGACAAUACAAUGAAACUCGGAGACAUCAAAUCCGUUGUUAUCGAGUUAUUUUCCAAGCUCGCAAAUUAUCUGGCCCAGAAGACUUUCUCGCAUUACGAAACUUUUGAUCAUGUUGACCUCUAUAGGUCAAAAUACUGGAGUUCAUUGUAUCUGAACGGCAAUCACUCAGAAAAGCAGUAUUUUGUGGCUGGUUUGCUAAACGAGAUGUUUUACAAUCUGUUUGAGCUCGACAACUCCAUCCGUGCCAGAUUAUCGGAUUACGAAAAUAAUGUCCACAAUUAUAGAUCAUCAGAGAUAGACGAACAGGAAAUCCUUGCUAGUUCGUUUUGGGUGCUUGAUGAUUCCAAGCUAGUCGAGCAUUUAUUCGGCCCAGCAAUCAUACAGAACAAGGUUCUUGAGCUGGCUGCUCGUAGAGGCCUGCAAGUGGACGCUAACGAGCUCACCAAAGUUGCAGAUUUUGUGACUGUGACAAAUCUCCAUUAUUAUGUCACGCUCGCAUCAAGGACCAAUUUUGGGGAGCCCCAGAUUAGUAUUCUUGCGCAAAGGGCACAACAGAACGAGCUGUUGUACUCUGCUUUAUCUGCGAUCCUGAGAUCCAAUCCCGAUAUAGCAGACUUUUUGUUGAAGCAACCGGGACCUGCCGCCAACCAAUCAGUACACAGCCUGAACUAUCUGAUCACGCUCGACGAAUUUGCAGAAUCAGAGUCGCUACGUCUGAGGCUGGAGACUACCGCAACGGAAAAGCUGCAAGAAUUUUUGUCCACCUCUGAAGCUUGCGAUGUUCCCAUAUAUAUCAAGAUUCUUGCACGCAGAGCGUCCUCUGAUCUGUUUGCUCGUUUGAUGGAGUUUGCGCCUUUUUACAACAACGCCGCCUACAUGUUUAGCCCAGAGUCUGCGUAUUAUGUUUCUCAGUCGGUUGACAAUAUGGAUCUGCUCAAGCCAUGGUGUUCCAAAGCCAUUCUUUACUCCACGAAGAUGUUUGCUGAGAAAGACACGCUCCCGGAUAGGUUCUUGACGUUCCUCAAGAGUCUCCAGGAAUUAUUGCUAAGAGUUGACCUUUGGACUAUUGUUCCGGCAUCAAUUCUUAAUUCUCAUCUGGAAGUGCUUUUGUCCAAACAGUGGAUACGUUCAGAUGAUAUAUUACGGUACAUUUCUUCGCUCUUGAUGACGACUAUUUCAAAAACCGUACAGCACUCAAAACAUGUUCAACUGUUCAUCAACAACAAAUUCAAUGUGCUUUACGAGCUACCAUCGAAGUCCAACUUGUCCACGAGGUUCUGCUCGGCACUUGUUCUCUACUAUUUGGUGCAGGUCGGGCCAGUGUCGAAUUUUGAUGUUGCAAAACGUCUUCUGCAGUUCUACUCAGGGUCUCUUCGUGCCGAUGACUUGAUUCUUAAACACCUUCUAAUGGAGAUCGAGCAACAUGUGGGACAGAGCUGGUUAUCGUUUGUGGCUGAUUGGGAGUUUCUUGAUGGAGAGUCUUAUGAAUCGUCCACUACUAAUUUUAUCUCAAGCAGUGCGCACGGUCUCAUUGUGAAUCUCUCCAAGAAAUUCAUCGACAACUCUAUUGCCAAAUUCUCUGGCUCCUCUAAUGACUUUUCACUACCAACAGUGAAGAAGGCAAUGUGGAAAGACUGGGAAGCAUUCUUCGAUCACAAUUCUGUUGUCCUUGAACAUGCGAUCACCAGCAACAUUUACGAAAAAACCAUCUAUGACCCCGAAUUUAUCAUGCUGUUGAUCAUUAACAAUGACGAACUUUUCAAGGCCCAGGAAGAAUAUGUGGCAGUGGACGUGCGUAGACUUGUGGAAACCAACAUUCUGCAAUUCAUCGUGAUGAACCUGAGUAAUUGCAACGAGGAAGUGAGACAUAUCAGCCGCAAGAUCUUGUUGUCAUGUUACUUCACGAUCGAUAUAGAAUUAAAACGGCUGGCAGAACUGAAGCAAGACAAGGCGAAGACGGAGGGGGCUGCAGAUAAAGCAAAGACGGACGUGUCUACUCUCCAUCUUUUCGCCUUCAAGGAGAGACUGGCGUUCAAAGUAUACUUGGGAAAUCUCCUCUCUAUGAAGGAAGAGUGUUCUCCCGUCAUCGUUUUAAUGCUUUCCCACUUGAUUCCAGUCUUGGAUAACCCGGGCCAUUAUCUUUAUGAGAAGGCCUACCGAUACAUUUUAGGAGGGUCGAAAUUCCGUCCAUUUGACAUCCCCUUGCUCAAGGCCGUCACCCAACACUUUGUCGCAGACAAACAUCUGGGCCAUUCCAGAUUUGACGAAAACUACUACAAGCAACUGUCGUGGCUCAUUACUACUCUGACGAAGUCUCUGAGUCAUCAGAACGACCUCAAGGUUAUCAACAGAAGUGGAAUACUGGAAUACCUAAUGGCCCUCACCGGAUCUCCAUUCUUGAACUUCAAACAUCAACAAGAAAUAAUUCAUCUAAUGCACCGGAUAGCCGAACUCCCAAAUGGAGCAGACCUCCUCAUCAGAUCGUACGGAGUGCUGAGUUUCACAGAGUUACAGAAACUCAGACUUUCUACAGACACGGUCCCAAGCAACUUCCGGCUGCUUGAUUGGCAACGCUUCGCCGUCAAGGCGCACGUGAUUGCCGAUAAACGCACGUACGAAUGGACAAGUGAAGAUUUCAAUCGGUCGGUGAAACGAGUCUUAGCCUAA
This is a messenger RNA of Ogataea haglerorum, 4968 nucleotides long. RefSeq lists its product as uncharacterized. The record is from RefSeq and is a predicted model, not a curated record. Gene Ontology annotation, biological process: maturation of LSU-rRNA from tricistronic rRNA transcript (SSU-rRNA, 5.8S rRNA, LSU-rRNA); maturation of 5.8S rRNA from tricistronic rRNA transcript (SSU-rRNA, 5.8S rRNA, LSU-rRNA). NCBI's taxonomy places the organism in Eukaryota, Fungi, Ascomycota, Pichiomycetes, Pichiales, Pichiaceae. Bases 1 to 4968 code for a protein of 1655 amino acids. Gene Ontology annotation, cellular component: nucleolus. The transcript has a single exon.